This is a messenger RNA of Aspergillus vadensis CBS 113365, 2548 nucleotides long. It is a transcript of the gene erb1, whose product is annotated as ribosome biogenesis protein ERB1. Gene Ontology annotation, cellular component: preribosome, large subunit precursor; PeBoW complex. Gene Ontology annotation, molecular function: protein binding; ribonucleoprotein complex binding. NCBI's taxonomy places the organism in Eukaryota, Fungi, Ascomycota, Eurotiomycetes, Eurotiales, Aspergillaceae. The coding region runs from base 66 to 2429 and encodes 787 amino acids. The record is from RefSeq and is a predicted model, not a curated record. Gene Ontology annotation, biological process: maturation of LSU-rRNA from tricistronic rRNA transcript (SSU-rRNA, 5.8S rRNA, LSU-rRNA); ribosome biogenesis. The transcript has a single exon.
AUUCCUUCCAGCAGUGCUUCGAUCCUGCACAAGAUUCUGCCCACUCGGAGUGUUCCUUCGUCGCCAUGAGUGCUGCAAAGGUUUCCAAGAAGCGCAAGGCUGUCACCAAAGAUGUCGAGGAGGAGGCCGGUGUGUUCUCUGGCGACGAAUUGAACGUCGGCGACAUUGAUGGUGCGCUUUCGGACGAUGCCAACGACCUGUCGAGCGACGAGGAGGAUUCUGAAGUUGAAUUGGUUGACGACUUCAGCUCCGAUGAGGAUGACGAUGAAGAGGAGUUGGACAGCGAUGAGAUCCCCUCCGACGGAGAGGCGCCUCUCAAGAAAAAGUCCGGCACAUCAGCUGCGGACCUGGAAGUACCUACGAACGACGACGAGAGCUCCAGCGAGGAAGAGCAACCCAACUUCCGCAUUGAAAAGGAUGCCAAUGGAAACGACCGUUACGUCUACGACGAGAUCAACCCAGACGACAACUCCGAUUACUCUGACGUCGAAGAGAAUGCGAACACGAUCGGUAACAUCCCGUUGUCUUUCUACGACCAAUACCCCCACAUUGGCUACGACAUCAAUGGAAAGAAGAUCAUGCGUCCUGCCACCGGAGAGGCUCUGGAUGCUUUGCUUGACAGCAUUGAGAUCCCCAAGGGCUUCACCGGUCUGACUGAUCCCUCGACCGGUAAGCCUCUGGAGCUGAGCCAGGAUGAGCUGGAGUUGCUGCGCAAGGUGCAGAUGAACGAAAUCCCCGAGGAGGGCUACAACCCAUACGAGCCUUUGAUGGAAUGGUUCAGUAACAAGCAGGAAAUCAUGCCCCUUAGUGCUGCUCCGGAACCCAAGCGUCGAUUCGUUCCCUCGAAGCACGAAGCCAAGCGGGUCAUGAAGAUUGUGAAGGCCAUCCGCGAAGGUCGCAUUCUGCCUUACAAGCCCCCGUCCGAAGAGAAGGAAGAGGACCUCGAGCUCAUCAAUUAUGACCUGUGGGCAGACGAGGCAGAGCGCCCAGACCACCCCAUGCACGUUCCUGCCCCCAAGCUUCCUCCGCCAGGCUACGAGGAGAGUUACCACCCGCCUCCGGAGUAUCUCCCCGACAACAAGGAGCGCAAGGCCUGGCAGGAAGCCGAUCCCGAAGACCGGGACCGGGAAUUUCUCCCUACCGACUUUGGCUCUCUCCGCAAGGUCCCUGGUUACGGCGAGUUUGUCAAGGAGAAAUUCGAACGUUGCUUGGAUCUUUACUUGGCUCCUAGAGUUCGCCGCAGCAAGCUCAACAUCGACCCGGAGAGUCUGCUUCCCAAGCUGCCCAGCCCUGAAGAGUUGAAGCCGUUCCCGUCUGUCUGCGCCACGGUGUUCCGGGGACACAAGGGCCGUGUUCGUUCUCUUGCCGUCGACCCCACGGGUGUGUGGCUCGCCACUGGUGGUGAUGAUGGCACUGUCCGCGUUUGGGAAUUGCUCACCGGUCGUCAGCUGUAUAGCGUCAAGGUGGGUGAAGAGGAUCCUGUCAACGUUGUCCGCUGGAGGCCUAGCAAGGAUGCCGUGGUCUUGGCUGCCGCCGCCGGUGACGAUAUCUACCUUAUCGUGCCCCCGAUUCUCGACCCCGAACUUGAGCAAGCCAGUUUGGAUCUUCUCGACGCCGGCUGGGGAUAUGCCGCUUCUAAGCCUGCCCCGAAGGCCUCGGAAGAAGGCAAGAAGACUACCCCUCCCCAGUGGGUGCGCCCCUCGGCCGCUCUCGCCGACAAUGGCGUGUGCGCUGUCAUUCCCCUCCGCUACGUGGCCAAGUCUAUCUCGUGGCAUCGCCGCGGUGACUACUUUGUUACCGUCUGUCCGGGCUCUUCUACCCCGGCAUCCAUGGCCAUUGCCAUUCACACUCUGUCCAAGCACUUGACUCAGUACCCCUUCAGCCGGCGCAUCAAGGGUGGUGGCCCGCCCCAGACCGCGCACUUCCACCCCUCGAAGCCCAUCCUCUUCGUUGCCAACCAGCGCACCGUCCGUGCCUACGAUCUCUCCCGCCAACUGCUCGUCAAGAUCAUCCAGCCCGGUGCCCGCUGGAUCUCCUCGUUCGACAUUCAUCCGACCUCCUCCACCGCUUCGGGCGGAGACAACCUCAUUGUCGGAUCCUACGACCGCCGUCUGCUGUGGCACGAUCUUGAACUCUCCCAGCGCCCCUACAAGACCCUCCGUUACCACCGCAAGGCCAUUCGUGCCGUCAAGUUCCACCCUAGCGGCCGCUACCCUCUGUUCGCAGACGCCAGUGACGACGGCUCUCUCCAGAUCUUCCACGGCAGUGUCACGGGUGACAUGCUCAGCAAUGCCAGCAUUGUGCCGCUCAAGGUCCUCAAGGGCCACAAGAUCACCGGCGAGCUCGGUGUCAUGGAUCUCGACUGGCACCCGCGCGAAGCCUGGUGUGUCAGUGCCGGUGCGGAUGGAACCUGCCGGUUAUGGAUGUAAUUAUUAUAAUUGGUCUUCCUUGUGUGUAUCCUGUUCAAAUUUACAUGGGAGGCGUUUUGGUGUGUGCAUAACUAAAUUUAGAGUUUCUGAUAUCCAAAAGUUCAUUCACUCCUUCAUUG